AAGAAAGAACUACUGAAUCAAGUAAUCCACUUGAGAACCGACCGAACCGGAUCGUACCCUUAGGUUGAAGCGAAAAUACACCUUCAUAAAGAAACUGUCGAACAAGGAAGUCCCAGACGGUGUGCGAACACCAGGCGCGGCAGUUGAGACGGCAACCGGCAUCGCAAAUUGACCUCGGACUCACUGGCUUCAGGCAUUAUAGUCUCCAGACACAAUCCAAGGACGAUUUCUCAACUGACGGCGAUGGUUUUCGGACGGACGGCGAAUGAAAAACCCGAUCCUCUGAAACUGUGGAAGCAACGAAUUGUGCGGAAGCUGGCUGCGGUUCUGCGAGUGUUCGACAUGUCGGAAUCGUUGAAGUACCACACCGGAAGUAGGGUGCGCUACUUUAGACGGCGGCUAGAGUACCGGCGACGGCAAUGAUAGCAGCGAGCAACUUGGGUUCUGCAGUGCUAGAAAAAUUAUCGUUUCUCCUCAAGGUACUGUUAUGUUGGUACAUAUUGUCCAUGAAGGCAAUAAUUUUUUGUACUCGACAAAUCUUGACUUCCAAUAAGUUUCGAGGCAUCGUUUCUUCGACCCGCAUACAUUUUGACCGUUUAAAAGUUGAAGUCUUUUCUAAAGAAGUGUGUGAGAUAAUAUUGGACCAAUAUCCUGGCAUCAAAACAUUGAAUAAACUCCACUCCAAGAUUGUUGUUAAUGAACAUCUUCGGAUUGACCCAACUCUUGCUAUUAAGCUUAUGAGAGCUUACUCUGCUUGUGGGGAAACAAGUGUUGCUCGUUACAUCUUUGAUAGAAGUCUUGAAAAGAAUGUUGUGUUUUUUAAUGUCAUGAUAAGAAGUUAUGUGAACAACAACUUGUAUUUUGAAGCUCUUUCCAUUUUUCAAGUCAUGUUAAGCUGUGCUUUUAAUCCUGAUCAUUACACAUUCCCUUGCGUUUUGAAGGCAUGUUCUGGAUUGGAUAACUUGAGGGUUGGGUUGCAAGUUCAUGAUGCAAUAUUGAAAGUUGGUCUUGACUCAAACUUAUUUAUUGGUAAUGCUUUAGUAGCCAUGUAUGGUAAAUGCGGUUGUUUAAGGGAGGCUCGAAAAGUCCUUGAUCAAAUGCCAUAUAGAGAUGUGGUUUCUUGGAAUUCAAUGGUUGCAGGGUACGCUCAAAGUGGGCAAUUUGAUGAUGCAUUGGAAAUUUGCAAGGAAAUGGAUUCUCUAAAUCUAAAUCAUGAUGCAGGUACAAUGGCUAGCCUUUCACCUGUUGUGUGUUAUACAUCAUUGGAAAAUGUUCAGUAUAUUCAUAGCAUGUUUGAGAGGAUGGCUAAGAAGAAUUUGGUUUCAUGGAACGUGAUGAUAGCAAUAUAUGUGAAUAAUUCUAUGCCAAAUGAAGCCGUUAGUUUAUUUUUGCAAAUGGAGGAAUGUGGGAUGAAACCAGAUGCAGUUACAAUUGCAAGCCUUCUUCCUGCUUGUGGGGACCUUUCAGCCCUAUUUCUUGGAAGGCGUCUACAUAAAUAUAUUGAGAAGGGAAAUCUUCGGCCAAAUUUAUUACUUGAGAAUGCAUUACUUGACAUGUAUGCUAAGUGUGGAUGUUUAGAAGAAGCUAGGGAUGUAUUUGAUAAAAUGAAAUUGCGAGAUGUUGUGUCAUGGACAUCAAUGAUGUCUGCAUAUGGAAGAAGUGGUCAAGGCUAUGAUGCAGUGGCACUAUUUGCAAAAAUGCUAGACUCGGGUCAAAUUCCGGACUCCAUUGCUUUUGUUUCUGUACUCUCUGCUUGUAGUCAUACAGGAUUGUUGGACCAGGGGCGUCAUUACUUCCGUAUGAUGACAGAACAAUAUGGGAUAGUUCCUAGGAUAGAGCACUUUGCUUGCAUGGUAGAUCUAUUCGGACGAGCUGGUGAAGUCGAAGAAGCAUAUAGUUUCGUCAAGCAGAUGCCAAUGGAGCCAAAUGAAAGAGUGUGGGGUGCUCUUUUGAGUGCUUGUCGAGUGCACUUGAAGAUGGAUAUUGGACUUGUAGCUGCUGAUCGUCUUUUCCAAUUGGCCCCUAAGCAAUCAGGCUACUAUGUCUUGUUAUCAAACAUUUAUGCAAAGGCUGGUAUGUGGAAAGAUGUAAUGAAUGUUCGAUAUGCAAUGAAGAAGAUGGGAAUUAAAAAAGUGCCUGGCAUUAGUAAUGUUGAACUUAAUGGUCAAGUUCAUACAUUUCUUGCUGGUGAUCAAUAUCAUCCACAAGCCAAGAACAUAUACGAAGAAUUGGAUGUAUUAGUCGGGAAAAUGAAGGAGUUGGGUUACAUUCCUCAAACUGAGUCUGCUCUCCAUGAUGUGGAGGUCGAGGAUAAAGAAUGUCAUCUAGCUAUUCAUAGUGAAAAGUUGGCCAUUGUCUUUGCUAUCUUAAACACGAAACAAGGUACACCGAUUCGAAUUACGAAGAACCUUCGUGUUUGUGGGGAUUGCCAUUUUGCUAUUAAACUUAUAUCCAAAAUAGCGUCACGUGACAUUAUUGUUAGAGAUUGCAAUCGUUUUCACCAUUUCAGUAAUGGAAUAUGCUCAUGUGGCGAUUACUGGUAAGCCUCCUAGAUGUUUAAUUAUUGAAAGAGAUCGUUCGGGAGAUGGACAAGCUUGUGUUGUCACCAUUAUCGUUGCAUUUGAAGCUUUAGGUUAUAUAAUUUUCUUCUUUGAUUAUUUAUUCUCAUAGUUUCCAUUUUCAUUUUUAGUGUGAACUGUGAGAAUUUAUAUAUUUAAUUUCGAUCUUCCUUCACUUUUUUGGUGCUUCUAUUUUUCUUCUUCUGAAAGAGAUAAAGAUGCUUUAAGAGUUUGAUGCUUCAACGAUAAGCGGAGAGGACAUUUUGCCCAUAAACUUUGUUUAGGACAAAGUUUUGUAGCAUUUAAAUUAUUUGAAGAACUUAAUGUAUAAUAACAUUAAUACAAUUAUCUAUAUAUAUAUAUUUGACAAAUAUCGUUA
Cucumis melo (muskmelon) is the source of this 2937-nucleotide messenger RNA. Its product is annotated as putative pentatricopeptide repeat-containing protein At3g49142. Gene Ontology annotation, molecular function: zinc ion binding; protein binding; RNA binding. Gene Ontology annotation, biological process: RNA modification. The record is from RefSeq and is a predicted model, not a curated record. NCBI's taxonomy places the organism in Eukaryota, Viridiplantae, Streptophyta, Magnoliopsida, Cucurbitales, Cucurbitaceae. The transcript is spliced from 2 exons. The coding region runs from base 420 to 2543 and encodes 707 amino acids.